AUGUUCAAAUUUUCCGUUGUCCUGUUCGCCAUCAUUGCCUGUGCAGCUGCCAAGCCCGGUUUGGUUACACCUUUGGCUUACACCGCUCCAGCUGCUGUUGUUGCUGCAGCCCCUGCACCUUUCGUUACUGCCACCAGCAGCCAAUAUGUUGCCCGUAACUACAAUGGCAUUGCCACUGCUCCAGUUGUUGCUCCCGUUGCCGCUCCUGUUGUAGCCAAGACUUUCGCCGCCCCAGUCGCUGCUGCUUACACCACCCCAGUUGCCGCCGCCUACUCCACCCCAGUUGUUGCCAAGUACGCUACCACUUAUGCUGCUCCUUUCGGCUACUCUGCUCCUUUGACUUAUGCUGCUGCUCCAGCUCCAGUUUUCUUGUAA
Messenger RNA from Musca vetustissima, 375 nucleotides. Its product is annotated as cuticle protein 70, isoforms A and B-like. The record is from RefSeq and is a predicted model, not a curated record. The coding region runs from base 1 to 375 and encodes 124 amino acids. The transcript has a single exon. NCBI's taxonomy places the organism in Eukaryota, Metazoa, Arthropoda, Insecta, Diptera, Muscidae.